AUGGCAGCCAAACCGGUCACUCUCCACGUAAAGCCUCGAGGUAGGGAACGUCGAAUGUAAUUGCCCAAUCGAGUACAUCCCUCUCACAAGUCCCAUAGGCAAACCCAUUCCCAAGCUCCCCAGGGAAACAAGCACCUAUAUCCAGGGCAGCACCCGCGACCUCUACCACCGCAUCGCUGCCGAAUCCCGCUUCGACAUCCACCGUCUCCGGAUCACAAAGGAAGAUGGCACCUUCGUACCCAACGACAAGAACACCACAAUCGACAGCUUGGAUCUGAAAGAUGGUAGCGUGAUCCAAGUCAAAGACCUCGGUGCGUGGCCUUUAUCCCCCAUCCGCAAUCAACAUCCACACAUGCUGAUCUAUAUCUCUGAUACACAGGCCUCCAAAUCUCCUGGCGAACCGUCUUCGUAAUCGAAUACCUCGGUCCCCUCCUCAUCCAUCCCCUCUUCUACUACCUCCGACCCUACAUCUACUCCGGCGUCACCAGCCCGCCCUCCAAUCUGCAAACCCUCUCAUGCCUCACCCUCAUCCUCCACUUCCUCAAACGAGAACUCGAGACCCUCUUCGUCCACCGCUUCAGCAACGCUACCAUGCCCGCUUUCAACAUCUUCAAGAAUUCCAGCCACUACUGGGGUCUAGCCGGUCUCCUGAUCGCUUAUUUCACCUACUCUCCGACCGCUCCUUCCACCAGAGACGACUACCCCCUCGUCACGUACAUCGCCUUGGCACUCUACGUGGUCGGCGAGCUAGGCAAUCUGAACACGCAUCUAGUCCUCCGCGGUCUGCGAUCAGCUGGAGGAAGCGAGCGCGGGAUUCCACGAGGAUUAGGCUUCGACUGGGUCACGUGUCCGAAUUACAUGUUUGAGGUGAUUGCUUGGGUGGGCAUGCUGCUGAUCACGAGGUCUUGGGCCACUUUGGUUUUCAUUGUGGUUGCUGCUGUGCAGAUGGCUCUGUGGGCCAAGAAGAAGGAAUCGAGAUACAGGAAAGAGAUGGGUGCCAAGUAUAAGAAGAAGAAAUUUGCGAUGCUGCCUGGUAUCUUCUGA
Messenger RNA from Lecanosticta acicola, 1044 nucleotides. The record is from the annotation of a GenBank genome assembly. NCBI's taxonomy places the organism in Eukaryota, Fungi, Ascomycota, Dothideomycetes, Mycosphaerellales, Mycosphaerellaceae.